GCGAGGCGGCGCUCACUUGCGCACGCAGUGCGUCGUCGUUAAGGCGGGCACGGUCGUCGGGACGGGCACUUUGGACGAGGUCAGGCGCGACUGGGGCGACGUCGAGAUGGCCGGCAAGGGGGUCGGGCGAGGAGGCGGCCUGCGCAUCUACUUCCUCAAGAAGGGCGAGACGCUCCUCCCAGGACUGAUCGACGCCCACGCGCACGUCCUUCAGCAGGGCGAGUCUGCGAGCGCGGUCGACCUCGUCGGCGCUUCUUCCGUCUCAGAUGUCGUCGAGCGGAUCGCCCGCUUUGUCGCCGCCGACCCGGGCCUCGAAAAGGACAAGAGCCGGUUCAUCCUCGGCCUCGGCUGGGACCAGACGCGCUUCUCCGACACCGACGGCGCCUUUCCGACUGCUGACGACCUCGAGCGCGACCCUCGCCUGCGAGGCCGGCCGAUCUACCUCAAGCGCAUCGACGUGCACGGCCUGUGGGUCUCGCCGGCCGUCCUCGCCCUGUUGCCGUCCGACCUCCCGACCGACCUUCCCGGCGGCGAGAUCGUUCGAGGCGCCGACGGCCGACCGAGCGGCAUCUUUCUCGACAAUGCGAUGAGCUUCAUCGCCGCCGUCAUUCCUCCCUGGACCGACGCCUCGCGCAUGUCCUUUCUUCGCUCCACCGCCCUCUCGAUGCUCGAGCACGGCCUCACCUCGGUCCACGACGCGGCGCUGUCGCCCGCCGACGUGCGCUUCCUGCGCGCCCUUGACGAGCAAGGCCGGCUGCCGAUCCGUCUUUACGGCUUCGUCGGGUGCGAGCCGACCAACGCGUGGUGCGGCGACGACGACGGCAUCGAGCGCUACGAGGGCGACCGGUUCACCGUACGAGCGGCCAAGAUCUUUUCGGAUGGAGCGUUGGGCAGCUGGGGUGCGGCGAUGCACGAGCCGUAUUCAGAUGCGCCGGACAAGAAGGGCUUCAUGAUCACCGAGGAGGACGAGCUCGAGCCGCUCAUCGCCAAGUGGAUCGCCAAGGGCUUCCAGGUCAACUCGCACGGCAUCGGCGACCGCGCCAACACGGUCGUGCUCGACAUCUACGAGCGCGCUUUGCGCAACCUCACGCUCGCCGACGGGCGCGACCCGGACCAGGACGAGGAGCUGAGGAGGACGCAAAAGGAGGUUCGGCUCCGGGUCGAGCACGCGCAGAUCCUGACGCAGGACGACAUCAAGCGCAUGGGCCGCCUCGGGCUCAUCGCCUCGUUCCAGCCGACUCACGCGACGAGCGACAUGGCCUACGCCGAGGAGCGUCUCGGCUCGGAGCGCAUCAAGGGCGCGUACGCCUGGCGGUCGUUGCUCAGUGCCGGCGCGCCAUUCGCUCUCGGGUCCGACUUUCCUGUCGAGAAGGUCAACCCGUUCCUCGGUCUGUACGCGGCGACGACCCGCAAGUGGGCAGACGAGGGCCGCGAGGGGGACUCGCCUCAUGGUCGGGGAGGAUGGUAUCCUGCCGAGCGCCUCACCCCGCUCGAGGCCCUGCGCGGCUUUACGACCUCGGCCGCCUACGCCGCCUUCUCCGAGAACCGCGUCGGCGUCCUCGCAGUCGGCGCGCACGCCGACUUUAUCGUCGUCGACGGCGACCCGCUCGACGCCCCCGACGAAGGUGCGCCGGGCAGGGACGAGUGGGAGGCCAAGCUGCGCGGCAUGAAGGUGCGCGCGACGGUCGUCGGCGGGAGGGUCAUGCACGGCGGGUUCUGAGACGUGGGCGGUGCGCGCGGGAGGCGAGGGAGAAAAGAGGGUGUGCGGGGAGACGAUCGACGGGGUCGAGGACGAGGUCGACGACGAGGAGGGUCGGUCGGCGGCGCUGCAACGACGAGAGCGAGUUGCGCACAAUC
Messenger RNA from Rhodotorula graminis WP1, 1857 nucleotides. RefSeq lists its product as uncharacterized. The record is from RefSeq and is a predicted model, not a curated record. The transcript has 14 exons. Bases 107 to 1720 code for a protein of 537 amino acids. Lineage: Eukaryota; Fungi; Basidiomycota; Microbotryomycetes; Sporidiobolales; Sporidiobolaceae. Gene Ontology annotation, molecular function: hydrolase activity, acting on carbon-nitrogen (but not peptide) bonds.